This is a messenger RNA of Porites lobata, 1137 nucleotides long. Lineage: Eukaryota; Metazoa; Cnidaria; Anthozoa; Scleractinia; Poritidae. The record is from the annotation of a GenBank genome assembly.
AUGGCGGACGACACCUUCACUUCUUCGCGCGGUGGCCGUAGCAAAUAUUGUUGUGUCCCUGGUUGCAAAAGUUCCUUUUAUAACAAUCAGGGGGAAAAAACUAAUAUUUCAUUUUUUUCUUUUCCUCUGGAGGCAAAAAGUAGGAAUCGGUGGCUUUUGGCAAUUAAAAGACAAGAAAACAGAGACGGAUUUGUUGUGACGGAAUACACUAAAGUGUGUGAGCAACAUUUUCGCCCUGAGGAAAUUAAAAAACAGUUCAGUGGCAGGAAAGAUCUGAAAGACAAGACUACUAUUCCUUCCAUUUUCAGCUGGAAUAAAAGUGCGAGCACACCUAAUCGAAAAUUACCAAAAAAGAGAUGUUCUGAGCAAAAUGAAGAAAAUAUUCAGCCUGAAUCAGAACCAUGUUAUUUAAGCUCUAGGUUGCUUAAUGAAGACAAUGCAAGACCGACAGAGGCCUGUGAAAAUUGCGCUUAUUUGAGAAGAGUCGUGGAAAAGUUGGAGGUUAAAUUGUCACUUUUGAUUAAACAAAAAAGUGCCGUUGAAAAAGAUUGGAGUGAGCUAAAAGCCAAAAUACAAAAACUGGAAAAAGGACAGUUUACAUCCAAGAACAUCAGAGAACAAGAAGACGUUUUCAAGUCAUUCACUGGUUUUCAUCCAGUUAAGUUUGACAUUCUUUUUCAAUUUGUAAAUGCUGGUGAGAAUGCUAGUAAUUUGAAAUACUAUGAGCCUUCAAAGAAUGGGUCAGAUGAACCUGAUGAAUGUAAAUUUACUGAAGGAAGUAAGCCUGGUGUGAGCCCUAAAUUGGAUGUGAUUGAACAAUUGUUUAUGUUUUUGGUGUGGUUAAGGUGUGGAUUUGGACAGAAACAUCUGGCGUGGUUAUUUGGACUUGGCAAAUCAACCAUUUCCCGGUAUUUGAUCACCUGGUCAAAUUACUUGUACUUCUGUUUGGGAAAUAUUCCCAUAUGGCCUUCUAAAGAUCAGAUUGUUUCAUCCAUGCCAAUAUGUUUUAAGGACACUUAUCCCUCAACAAGAUGUAUCAUUGACUGUACAGAAAUCUUUGUACAAGUGCCUUCUAGCCUAACUACACAGAGUGCCCUUUACUCACACUAUAAGCACCAUGUAACAUACAAAGCUUAA